AUGCCGCCGUGUUUCGUCAUUCAUGCCCCUCCUGCCGUCUUCCUGAACCAUAAUUACGCAGCUCGUCGGCCGUUUGUCCCUUCCCCACGCGCACAGAGACGUCCCGGCUUACAGGACGACGAGGGGCGCGGCGGCGAGCAGGCCGACCAACAGGUUAGGCGCGUUGGUCGGGCCGGCGUUGGGGGGAGGAGGGCGAGUGGCUGCCGUCUGCGAGGCGGAGGACGUGGCAGACGAAGAGGAGGAAGAGCUGCUGCUGCUGUCGUUGCUGCCGGCGGUGGCGGACGACCCGCCGGACGAGUCGGUCGUCGGCGUGGAGCCCGCGUCGGAGGUGGUGGCCGGGCCGAGAGAGUAGCUGGUCGUGGCAUCGUUGCCGGUGCUGUCCGACGAGGUAGCGCCGCCGCCGAGGAUGUCCGACGUGGUGCGUCCGCCGACCGAGUCGCUCGACGAGGGGGAGCCGUUGCCGCCGCCGCCGCCGACGGCGCACUUGGUGCCGCCCUGGGCGCACGUCGUGCCGGACUCGCACCAGCGGCCCGUCGACGUCUGGCAGCACUGCCCGCUCGAGGGGAUGCAGAACUGGCCGCACGACUUCUCGCCCGUGUCGCAGGAGCCGCUGCCGCCGCCGGUGCACACCUUGCCGAUCUGGCAGCAGCCGCCCGUGACGCAGUACUUGCCGACCUUGCAGUAGGCGCCGUUGCCGACGGAGCAGCACGAGCCCGUCAGCGGGAUGCAGUAGUUGGAGUCGCACGACUUCUCGCCGAUCUCGCAGCCGUCGUUGAGGGCGAGGUUGACGCCCAGGCCGUUGGCGGCGACGGGGUUGCGCAUCACGCUGAAGCCGGACAGGUCCGCCGCGGCGGCCAUGCCCGCGAGGGCGAGGAUGAGACCAGAGGCGACCAUGAUGGAAGAGCUUUUCUCACAGGCUGA
Molecule: messenger RNA, 921 nt
Organism: Purpureocillium lilacinum
Lineage: Eukaryota; Fungi; Ascomycota; Sordariomycetes; Hypocreales; Ophiocordycipitaceae
Source: RefSeq, a predicted model, not a curated record